Aspergillus mulundensis is the source of this 504-nucleotide messenger RNA. RefSeq lists its product as uncharacterized. NCBI's taxonomy places the organism in Eukaryota, Fungi, Ascomycota, Eurotiomycetes, Eurotiales, Aspergillaceae. The transcript is spliced from 2 exons. Bases 1 to 504 code for a protein of 167 amino acids. The record is from RefSeq and is a predicted model, not a curated record.
AUGCCCCCGGUAGGGCCCCGCGCCUCCAAAGAGGAGUUCAUGGCCGCCCUCGGCCUCAACUCUCACGAUCCACAGCACGAGCAAUUUUACCGCGCAAUGCGAGACGAAACAAUCCUGAUAUACAACCAUCUCAACACCUCCCCUACCAACCUCCUCGAUACUCUCACCAAUACAUCCGAAAAGCCCAAGCCGCCUUAUUUCUGGCACCACAUCAAGCCGGAGCGCCAGCAAUGGGCGAUCCGCGAGAUAGCACGCAAUGCGACGCCACGCACAAAGGCACUCUUUGCCUCGGGCGAAACGAAUGGCGAGUACGGACCAAACUGGGUUGCUGGGUGGUUACUCUACAGUGUGUUUCGGAGCCGAGAUGUGAGGAACAACCGGAACAGGAGAAGGGGAGAGGAGCAGGGCCCGAGUCAAGGCAGUAGCCAAGCGAGGGCGUCCGAUACGGGACAGGCGCAGGGGCAGGUGAAGAAGGAGUAUUACGAUCCUGUGAGAAAUGGGUGA